This is a messenger RNA of Penicillium samsonianum, 663 nucleotides long. RefSeq lists its product as uncharacterized. The record is from RefSeq and is a predicted model, not a curated record. The transcript has a single exon. Lineage: Eukaryota; Fungi; Ascomycota; Eurotiomycetes; Eurotiales; Aspergillaceae. Bases 1 to 663 code for a protein of 220 amino acids.
AUGUCGCUGCUUGGUCGAUUACCCAUGAAGCAUUACCCUUGGCUUCCAUCCCAUUUCCAAAACAUUUAUGAAUGGCUACAUCACACCGAACCCACAUGGGGCUACACAAUCUACCGGACAACAUAUACUCCCCAAUCCCGUGCCGCUUUCCCGCGUGUGGUCGACCUUACCACGAAGGAUAUGAAGGACAAAUUUUACGAGGAUUAUGAAUCCUACCUUCGCUUUAGUCCCGACGCAAAUGAGUUUAAAAGAGCUCCCUUCGAUGAAAUGUGGGCUCAUCACAAACCACGCGUUAUUGAAGAUGCUUCCCAGUUCGACGGAGCAUCAAUAGACCACGUCCGUGAUCAUUUCAAAACCUGGGCAACCGAGCAAGGGAAGGUCGAUAGCUUUCCUAGCUACCGUAUGUUUGUUAUGAUUGAUGAGGAAAGUUUUCAGACUUUACAGAACGCUCCACUUCCAGAGAACUUGCCAUCAAGACCAGAAGACAUACGGCGUCAUUAUGUGAAAGUCGUUGAGGCAUCGGAGGAAGACCCCGAGCCGCCGUUUCCAGGGUGGAUAAAGUGCUCCCUACCCAAAAUGUUUAGCGUGUGGUCGGAUAUGCAGGAAAUGAGUUAUCUGGAAGACAGCUAUUCGCUGAGAUCCGCCGGCACAGAUGUUCUAUGA